Molecule: messenger RNA, 648 nt
Organism: Didymosphaeria variabile
Lineage: Eukaryota; Fungi; Ascomycota; Dothideomycetes; Pleosporales; Didymosphaeriaceae
Exons: 2
Coding region: 1-648 (215 amino acids)
Source: RefSeq, a predicted model, not a curated record
AUGGUUCUAAAGCCAGAUAGCAGUAUCGACUCCAUAGCGGUUGUCGACGGUACAACGAUCUCCCGGGCAAGUGAAGGAUCACCAACCAUCUAUAAGUACAGCCCCUCUGACUGGGAACAAUCUGCAGGCACCGACAAUUCGUUCACGCCCAAGCCACAUCCACUCACUACUUCUGUUCUCUUCACUUUCCAUAUCACCACCAUGAAGGCCUUCACCGCAGCUCUGGUCCUCGCCGCUGCCGUGGCUUCGGCUGCUCCUCUUGCCGACCCUAUUGCCGAACCCACGCUCAACACUCGUGUGGGCGCCUUCUCCACAGAGGCAUGCUACGGCGACUGGUGCGAGAAGAAGCGCGAGCCCGCCGCCGAAGCCACGCUAAACAUUCGUGUGGGCGCCUUCUCUACAGAGGCAUGCUACGGCGACUGGUGCGAGAAGAAGCGCGAGGUCGCCGAGCGCUCCGCCAAAGAGGCGCGCAAGGCCGACGCCAAAACGAUAAACACCCGCAUCAACGGGAGUCAGAACUACACUGGUGGAGGCAAGAAGCGGGAUGCGAAGACUAUCAACACCCGCAUCAAUGGGUCCCAGAACUACACUGGUGGCGGUAAGAAGAGGGAGGCUGAGGCUGAGGCUCAGGCUCAGGCUGAGAAAUGA